This is a messenger RNA of Zingiber officinale, 345 nucleotides long. RefSeq lists its product as uncharacterized. Bases 1 to 345 code for a protein of 114 amino acids. NCBI's taxonomy places the organism in Eukaryota, Viridiplantae, Streptophyta, Magnoliopsida, Zingiberales, Zingiberaceae. The record is from RefSeq and is a predicted model, not a curated record. The transcript has a single exon.
AUGGAGGACUUCAGGCCUAGGGCCUAUGGAGAUGGGCGGAUAGAGAUGGAGGUGUACGGGAGCAGGCCCGAGCGUUCAGUCUCCGGAACUCACGAUCUCGGAUGCUACAGCGCAUCCUAUGCUUCCUCCCAGAGCCACAGCCAAGUUCCUAGGGAGACGAAUCUGAAGGAGGGGAGCGGCAGCUCUGGUUCCUCUUCUUUCAGGAGCGGUUGGAGCCUCGGCGACCCUGAGCUGCAGAGGAAGAAGAGAGUGGCAGGAUAUAAGGCCUAUGCUAUGCAGGGAAAGAUGAAGGGAAGCUUAAGGAAAAGCUUCAGGUGGCUCAAAGACAGAAUUGGGUGGUGGUGA